This is a messenger RNA of Oppia nitens, 1096 nucleotides long. It is a transcript of the gene RFeSP, whose product is annotated as ubiquinol-cytochrome c reductase iron-sulfur subunit-like. Gene Ontology annotation, molecular function: 2 iron, 2 sulfur cluster binding; quinol-cytochrome-c reductase activity. The record is from RefSeq and is a predicted model, not a curated record. Gene Ontology annotation, cellular component: membrane. Lineage: Eukaryota; Metazoa; Arthropoda; Arachnida; Sarcoptiformes; Oppiidae. The transcript is spliced from 3 exons. The coding region runs from base 105 to 1019 and encodes 304 amino acids. Gene Ontology annotation, biological process: mitochondrial electron transport, ubiquinol to cytochrome c.
AAUUUUAAUACAUUGAAUAUCUAUAGCAUUGAAAGGCAUUUCAAUUAAAGGUUAUAAACAAACAAACCAUUAGUUCAUUGAAUUACCCGAUUGUAUGGUCAGUGAUGCUAUCGGUCAGUGCAAGAGGUGGUGUUGGUCUGUCUAAUGCCGUGCGUGCCGUCACUCAAGCGGUCGGUGGCCGUACAAUAGCGCCGACACCAACGCAUCCAUUGUUGAGCCAAUGGGAAGAACGAGAAGAAUCGUUACCAUCGUUGAUACCCUGCGAUUAUCAGGACAUAGCCAUUGAUUUGGCCACUCAACCCCUCCCGAGGCCACAUACGUCAUAUGGAUUAAGUCAAACAAUGUUUAAGCGACAGUUAUCAAUAGGCACCGGUAUCGGAGUCGGGACACAACUUCGUUAUUAUCACAACGAUAUCAAAAUCCCGAGUUUCGAUGACGUCCGCAAAGACAGUACUCGAGACCCAAGUCGUUUGGCCAAAGAGUCGCGCGAUGAGAGACGACUGCCUUUGGAUGUGGUAAAGGUUGGCGUUGGUGUGACCGGUCUGAUCGCUGCCAAGAAGAUUGUCCACACAAUUGUGGCCAAUUUGUCACCCGCAGCGUCCACUCUAGCCAUGGGUGUUAUCGAAGUUGAUUUAAAUAAGAUACCCGAAGGAACUAAUAUUACCAUUAAGUGGAACAAUAAACCUGUUUUUGUGAGACACAGGACUGCCGAAGAAGUAGCUCGAGAGAGAGCUCAAGACAUCGGAGAAUUGAGAGAUCCACAGACUGAUGAAGUCCGGUCAUACGCUCACACAUCAGGCAAAUGGUUAAUAGUUAUGGCCAAUUGUACUCAUUUAGGAUGCGUACCGAUUGCCAAUCAGGGCAAUUGGGGCGGCUAUUACUGUCCAUGUCAUGGCAGUCACUACGAUGCAUCUGGACGUAUACGUAAAGGACCCGCACCUCUCAAUCUUGAGGUACCCGACCAUCAUAUUGUUGAAGAGGAAAACAAAUUAGUUUUAGGCAUUAAAGCUCCCGCUUAGAGACAAAUCACUGUUAGAGGAUUGCUUCUGUAGUUUAAAUAUUUAAGUGAAUUAUUAUUAAUAAAUUUAAUUUGUUU